GGACGAAGCGCACCGCCGCCGCUGCCUUCCACAGCAGCGCCGCGGCCCACGCCAAGGAGGACUAUUACCAGGUGCUGGGGGUGCCCCGCUCUGCCACCCAGAAGGAGAUCAAGAAGGCCUACUACCAGCUGGCAAAGAAAUACCACCCUGAUACAAAUAAGGAUGACCCUAAAGCUAAAGAGAAGUUCUCGCAGCUGGCAGAAGCCUACGAGGUGUUAAGUGAUGAAGUGAAGCGGAAACAAUACGAUGCGUACGGCACGGCUAGUUUUGAUCCUGGUGCAACAGGCACCGGUGCCGGGCGGCAGUACUGGAGCAGCGGCCCGUCCAUUGAUCCGGAAGAGCUUUUCCGAAAAAUCUUCGGAGAGUUUUCGGGAUCCCCUUUCGGCGAUUUUCAGAACGCCUUUGACCAGCCUCAGGAGUAUAUCAUGGAACUGACAUUCACCCAAGCUGCAAAAGGUGUCAACAAGGAGAUUGUGGUGAACAUUAAUGACUCCUGUGAACGAUGCGAUGGCAAGGGACACGAACCUGGUACCAAAGCGCAGCGCUGUCACUACUGCAAUGGCACUGGCAUGGAGACGAUAAAUACUGGCCCUUUUGUAAUGCGAUCUACGUGCCGACGAUGUGGUGGCCGUGGUUCCAUCAUAACAACACCGUGCGUAGUUUGUCGAGGAACAGGACAAACCAAGCAAAGGAAGACAGUGAUGGUUCCUGUGCCGGCUGGUGUUGAGGAUGGGCAGACAGUUCGGAUGCCUGUGGGGAAGAAAGAAAUUUUCAUUACGUUCAGGGUUCAAAAAAGUCCUGUGUUCAGAAGAAAUGGAGCAGAUAUUCAUUCAGACCUCCUUAUUUCAAUAGCACAGGCUGUUCUGGGAGGCACAGCCAGAUGUCAAGGCUUGUAUGAGACAAUCAAUAUCACGAUACCCCCUGGUAUUCAGCCAGACCAGAGAAUUCGAAUGAGUGGGAAAGGCAUUCCCAAGGUCAACAGUUACGGCUAUGGAGACCACUACAUUCACAUAAAGAUAAAAGUUCCUCAGAGGCUGACGGAUCGCCAGAGAGCCUUAAUGAUGAGCUACGCUGAGGAUGAGGCAGAUGUGGACGGCACGGUGAAUGGGGUCAGAAACACAGCAUCAGGGAAGCGUUCUACUGGCAACUAGGAGCCAGCAGCAGCAGCAGAUUGUCUUUGCAGUCGGGGAAGAAUCUUUCUGGCAGCAGGCUCUGGAGAGUGAAGGAUGUCAGUCAGCAGCACGGUGAGAACCCCAGCUGGAGAGGCUACAAACCACUGAGGCACCAACCACCAUCAGGAUACAACCCCCACCCCGCGUCCUAGGACAUGGUAAUGAAGGAAAACGCCAGCUUUGCAGAAAUGCAGCGCUCUCUUGAGGUUGCUCCACAGUCCCUACUGCUGCUGGAAGCUUAUUUGGUA
This is a messenger RNA of Mesitornis unicolor (brown roatelo), 1420 nucleotides long. RefSeq names its product DnaJ (Hsp40) homolog, subfamily A, member 3 (gene DNAJA3). Gene Ontology annotation, cellular component: mitochondrion. Lineage: Eukaryota; Metazoa; Chordata; Aves; Mesitornithiformes; Mesitornithidae. Gene Ontology annotation, molecular function: ATP binding; heat shock protein binding; protein kinase binding. The transcript is spliced from 10 exons. Gene Ontology annotation, biological process: response to heat; mitochondrion organization; negative regulation of apoptotic process. The annotation marks the transcript as partial. The record is from RefSeq and is a predicted model, not a curated record.